Molecule: messenger RNA, 8093 nt
Organism: Leucoraja erinaceus (little skate)
Lineage: Eukaryota; Metazoa; Chordata; Chondrichthyes; Rajiformes; Rajidae
Gene: lrch3
Product: leucine-rich repeats and calponin homology (CH) domain containing 3
Exons: 20
Coding region: 16-2349 (777 amino acids)
Molecular function (GO): protein binding
Source: RefSeq, a predicted model, not a curated record
GCUUGGUGUUGGCCCAUGCGCAGCAGCUGCGCUCGGUGUGUAAUGGCGGCGGCGAUGUUGAUGUCCGACUGUCAGCUCGGCGUCGUGGGCGGCAGCAGAUUAAACGGAUUUGAUGGCGGAGGGGGUAACGGCCACAAUCACAACGGCCCCGCGUCGGGCCACGUCCCUUGGAACAGGAGUUUGGAGAGGGCCUUGGAGGAAGCUGCCGCGACCGGAGUGUUGAACCUGAGCGGGAGGAAGCUGAAGGAGUUGCCGAGGAGCGCGGUGAACCAGGACCUGACGGACACCACGCAGGCGGAUCUAUCCAAGAACCGAUUAGUGGAGAUUCCAGCUGAAGUUUGUUACUUUGUGUCAUUGGAGAGCCUUAAUCUCUAUCAGAACUGUAUACGAAGUAUACCAGAAGCCAUUUUAAAUCUACAGUCGUUAACAUUUUUAAACAUCAGUCGCAACCAACUUGCAACAUUACCUGCGCACAUCUGUAAUCUUCCUUUAAAAGUUCUGAUUGCAAGUAACAACAAAUUAAUAUCAUUGCCCGAGGAGAUGGGAUUAUUACGGCAAUUAACAGAACUUGAUGUCAGCUGCAAUGAGAUACACACAUUACCGCCACAGAUCGGAAACCUGGAGAUUUUAAGAGACCUGAACUUAAGGAGAAAUCACUUAGUAACUCUACCAGAUGAAAUUGCAGAUUUACCACUAGUACGAUUAGACAUCUCCUGCAAUAAAGUGACAACAAUUCCAGUCUGUUAUAGAAAUUUGCGACAUCUUCAAACAAUUAUAUUAGAUAAUAAUCCUCUACAGUCUCCACCUGCACAGAUUUGUAUAAAGGGGAAAAUCCAUAUUUUCAAAUACCUGAAUAUUGAAGCGUGUAAGAGUGUUCCGGAUCUGCCAGAAUAUGACAGAACGAGGCCAGUUGGUUUCAACCCAUGUCAGGAAGAGUAUUUCUCAGGCCGUCCAUACGGAGCAUUGGACUCUGGCUUUAACAGCGUUGACAGUGGAGAUAAGAGGUGGUCAGGGAAUGAGCCUGCUGAUGAAUUUACUGAUCUUCCACAAAGAAUGGUUGAAAUUUCAAAGGAGCAGCGGCUGCGAAGAGAGGGUCAGCAUCAUGAACAUCGACCCAUGCCAAAUGGCAUAGUUGAACAUGAUCUAGAACAGAUUGAUUACAUUGAUAGCUGUGCCACAGAGGAAGAGGAUGAGGAAGUGCGAAUGUCAAAGCGUCCUGGUUCCACCAGCCUCAGCUCACAAUUUAUGGCAUAUAUAGAAAAGAGACGUAUUAACCAUGAGGGUUCUCCAGUGAAAUCAAAGCUUACUGGAGAUUCUCAAAGAUCGGAGAAUGGGAGCAGCUGGAUCCAACAGAAUCCUACACAGACUAGUGAAUUUUCAGAAGCUGGCUUGCUCUCAAACGUUUCGCCUACUGGUCAAAAUGUGACUUCUCAUGCUGGAUGCACAGAGUUUGAGUUGCAGAGAAGGCGUGAGCAACUACUGGUGGAACGGACCAGGAGAGAGGCACAAAUUGCAGCUGAACAAUAUGAAGAGGAGCGAAUCCACACCAAACAAAUACAAAAAGAAGCAGCCCUUGACUUUGUGAGACUCCCCAAACAUUUUCCUAUCAGACGGUGUCAGCACACAGAUGAUAGCGCCUUAUUAGUGAAUGGCUUUGAACCACACUUCUUCUUUGAGAUUGACAAUAACACCAAUACCAUUAAACGGAGGCCUGGCUCUCACAGCAAGAAUGAAGACAAAACACCCGUGUCACCAAGUGCCUCUACUGCCCAGUCACCUAUACCAAUGGUCCAGCCUGGUCCUCCUUUUCCUGGCUCUUCUGCCCACUCUAACAAACAGCCCACACAAGCGUACCGACCUGAGAGCUUCCUCAUGAGAGCGACCAUGCGUGAUGAAAUGAAGAAAGAUGGGAAUUUUACUGCCUCUCCCUCUGGAGACAUUGGCCAGGAUUCUGAAAUCCCAAUGAUACUGCAGAAGCAAAAGCAAUAUGAGGAUGAACAGAGAGUAAAGCAGCAGCUAAGGAAGAACAUUGAAACACGGUUAAAGGUUUUGCUCCCAAGUGAUCUUGGAACAGCACUCACAGAUGGUGUUGUCCUCUGCCAUCUGGUUAAUCAUGUGAGACCACGGUCAGUCCCGAGUAUACAUGUCCCAUCUCCAGCAGUGCCCAAACUGACAAUGGCAAAAUGCAGACGAAAUGUGGAGAAUUUCUUAGAGGCGUGUAAGAAAAUAGGUGUACCACAGGAUCGAUUGUGCCUGCCCCUUCACAUUCUAGAAGAGAAAGGACUGGCACAGGUAGCCGUGACUAUAGAAACUCUGCUUGAGCUGGCCCCUACCAAACAGCACCAUUAAUCAACACUCUAGAGACUGCAAGUGAUGGGCAUCAUACCCAAGAAAUACUUUUGCAACAUAAUCACGUUGGUCUGCAUGGUGAUCAUAUUUAUCACAUUUUUAGCAUCUGCAAGAUGACUUUCUGCCUUGUCAGCUCUAGCAACCAGUUGCUAAACGUGACCUUUUUGAUCCUUUCAUUCUGUUACUUUUCCAGAAAGGCAGCACUCCAUUUGUUUUCUAGCUUGGGCACUGUGAUCCACGUGGUUUUCAUAGUGGCAUUCAAGCCGCUGAGAAAUUGCAGAGAAGUCUGAUCAACAGCUCAAGGAACUAAAACAAAAAAACAUAACCCUCAUUAACUUUACCUCACGUGGCCAGAUUAUGCAUUGGACUUUUAAUUUUCUUUGUGUGGUGGCCAGUAAGAUAGAAUUUGAUAAGAACAGUCAGGACAAUCUGAACAUAUAUUGGAAUAAGAAAUUCACAUUAAAGUUGCACUUCAUAUAAUAUUAGUUUGAUUCCAAGUUCUAAAUAGGAAUAAGCAAUUCACAACAGCUGCAGAGCUUCACAAGGUGUGGUCAGGAUAUUAUUUAAAAAUUGCAUAUCCCUUGUCUAGUAAUAAAUACUGAGAAACCACAGAAUUAAUUGACUUUCCACUCAGUUUUGUUUGUAUAGAAAUGGUAUGUUUCAUCAGUAGUUGAACUCCAUGAAAUACUAUAAAGAUUCCUAUAAGGGAAUGUUAUAUGGUGUUUUUAGAAAUCCAUUUCUAGAAACAAUGCACCGACUACUCUUACGUGGAUCAGUACAGUAUGAAUUAUUUCACGUUUUCUUAGUCCAUAUAUUUUGAAGCAUCGAUAUGAUUAUACAUAAAUAUUGCUUUUGUUGCCUUCAUGUGUACAUUUAUUCUGAUCUAACUAAAUAGUUUUUGGAAUUAAUUUUUCAUAGUUAGAUUUUGCUUAUAGUGUAUACAUUUGUAUUUAUUCAUAGCACGCAAGUAUGAUAAAACAACCACUAAAUAACCUGGUUGCUCAGCUGUAUUUGAGUGAUGUAGUGAAAUGCACUUUACCAUGAAGUGACAUUGAUGAUGACUUCAGUCAGCUUCAUGACGCCAGAAAGAAAUCUGUAGUGUAGGCUUUCUAUAUGACUUUUAGUACCUUCCACUACAUUUUUGUUCAUUUAUGUAUCUAGUUUUUUUUUUUAAAUAUGGUUUUAACUAAAUAUACAGUGAGAAAUAGUGAUAUGCAGACUUCACAUCAUUUUCAUAGGAGCACUUAUCCAUUCUUUUAAGGUAAUUAGUUGUGAUUUUGACUUGAAAGGCUAUUAUGUGGAAUAGAUUGGAUCCACUUUUUCUUAUGGUGUCAUCUUUAAACUUCACACAUGCAAUAAUCGUAAACAUAAAAUUUUAAGAGUGAGAUGCCCUGUAUCCCAUCCUCAAACAAUUAGAAUUAUUGCACCAAACCUUUUUGUUAUUUGUAUCAAAGUGAUUGAUUUUAAUUUUUCAAUAUAUUUUACAUCACAGUUGGGCAAUAGAAGGGAGUUCAUUUUUUUAUUCAUGACCUAAACAGAUGGAGUUUUGCCUGCACUUUUCUUUGCCUAACUGAAUUCCAUGUUUUCUUGUCUAUUUUAUAUUAAACAUCACACUCUGUUGAAGUAUAGGUUUGUUUCAAAUGAUGUAUUAAUUUUAAGCUAUACAAUAAGAUUGUAUUAUCAAAUGCUGAUCACUUGUGCUUUCUUUUCCAUAAAUGUUAUUCCAAGUCUGCUAACGUAUCUAUUUGACUUGGCAGAAGCCUAUUGACCUUUUGAAAGUUACUUGACUAAGGUUGGAAACUGUCGGGGGCUAGAUUAAAAUUGUUCACGUUAAUUAUGAAGGGUAUUCAACAGGACAAGCACAAAAUAAUAUUUGUCAGACAUAUUUCUCCUCUGCAGAACUUGCUGGGCAAAAAGAUAUAUCAUUGUUAUACUUCUAUUCUUGAAAUUCAAGGUGAUUUAGAAAAAAAACAAAUAACAUUGCAUUGUAUCAGUAAUCCUUUGUUUGAUCUCUACACAGAUACACAAUAUAUUUAAGAACUGACUAAAGAUUUAUCAUUAUUUUCACAUGUUUUUUUUAAUUGGUGGAGACUGAGGGAUAAGGAAAGGAAUUAAGGUGAAGAUAUCUUAUAAAAUUAAUCUUUGAUUGGUGCCCAUCAUAGGAUAAUCUUACAUAGGAAACUAAAUUAUUUGCUCUGAUUAUACUGUAAUAAAUUUGAGUCAAUGGGAUUGGGGAAAGGAGGUAGUGCAUAUGAAACCAGGUGUGGGUAGAGGGUAAUUAAUUAUUUAAAGGAAAUAAUAUUUUGCACAUUUAAAAAUAAUUAGCAACAUUGUGCUGUUGAAUAGCAAUGUUGCAGCAACACGGUGUGAAUACACAGAGUUAUGUGCUUCUGACCAGUGGAAGUAAUCAUAUCUAAGCAACCUCUAGCAAGUAAAUUAACCAUUUAUUUUGAUUUCUUACUGGGAUUUUCAACAAUUACAUAAUACUUUGUUCUACUUUUAGAUGUAUUACCUUCUGCUGAGGAAGUUGCACCAAACUUUGGCAGUGGGCUAUAGUCUGGACCUUGAAAUGAGACAGGUUUGGUGCUGUUUCUCAGUGUGCUAAAAUAUAAACCUGAAUAGCAUUAACGAAAAGAUUAUAAAGUUUAUUUUUUUUUAAAGUGAGUGCAGGGGAGAAGUUUGUUAUAUUCAUUAGUUCUGGCAGUGUAUUCAAUAUUUCAUUGUUGCUUUAAAACCAGAAUUCAUAUUCCCGGUAAAGCACCUAAAUUUGGGUUGUGAGUGACCCAGUAUAGAAUCUAGUGAAUUGGGACCUCAUCUUAUCAUUCCUUGAGUUAAAUAUUUGAAAAAAGUACAAUAGUACUGGUUUAUAGGUACAUCCCAUUACAUGUCUUUCCCAUUCCUGGGCAAAUGAAAGUUUAAAAAUCUUUCCUGCUAAAGUUUUCAGAGGACCUUUGUAUCAUGACCUGUCUUGAUCAAGGUUUUAAAAUACAUAUUAGCUCACAUUAUGUCCCAGCAAAGUGAUCUUGACUGUGGGGACAAAUACUAUUUCAUCAGGUCAUUGACCUGAACAUUUUUAUUUUCAAAUAUUACCUGACUUGGUGACCAUUUCUAGCAUUUGUAUUUUUAUUUCAGAUUUCCAGCAUUCAUAGUAUUUUCCCCUAGUGAUCUUGUAUGUUUGUCAUUCUGUUUAGUUUACAGAUCAGCGUGCUUAAAAUGCAUUUAUCUAAUGGAGAUUAUGAAUAUUUCAUAAAGUUAAUACUUUUUGAAAAUAAAGGAAUGACUAAUAUAAAAUUAAAUAAUACUGCAUUGCUUAGGUUGAUCUCCAUACUGCACUAUCAUUAUGUGGAUCAGAUGGAAUGCUUAAUGUACUUAAUUGUAUUCCAGUUUCUAAGUAAAUCUACUGUAUCUUGUUGCUCCUGUCUACUCAAGGCAAUUGCAAAAGUCCUUAUAUCUGAAUAUCUUUUCAUGCAUUUUCAGUGUGUUAGCAAAUUUUAAGCUUUUCUAAAUCUAACUCUCUACUGCAUUUUACAGGGUGCAAUUUUUUCCUAAUCUGAGUUUUUUGUGCUACUCUCUGGAAAUAGUGAAAUAACUAAUUAACGCAUUCCGCAGAAAUAUGAUGUUAUAUCACUGAAUAAUUGCACUGACUCAUGAAAGUUAGCUUGAGUUGGAACCUCUUUUGUACCAGAAAUAAACUGAGAUGCAUCAAGUAAUGUUGACAUACAGUGCCCUCCAUAAUGUUUGGGCCAAAGACCCAUCAUUUAUGUAUAUACCACUGUACUCCACAAUAGAGAUUUGUAAUUGAAAAAAAACACAUGUGGUUAAAGUGUACAUUGUCACAUUUUAAUAAAUGCCAUUUUUAUACAUUUUGGUUUCACCAUGUUGAAAUUACAGCAGUGUGUAUACAUAGUUCCCCCAUUUCAGGGUACCACACAGCACUGUCAUGUAAAUGAAAGUAGUCAUGUUUAGUAUUGUGUUGAAUAUCCUUUGCAUGCAAUGACUGCUUGAAGUCUGCGAUUCAUGGACAUCACCAGUUGCUGGGGGUCUUCUCUGGUGAAGCUCUGCCAGGCCUGUAUUGCAGCCAUCUUUAACUUAUGCUUGUUUUGGGGGCUAGUCCCCUUCAGUUUUCUCUUCAGCGUUUAAAAAGGCAUGAUCAAUUGGGUUCAGAUCGAGUGAUUGACAGCCACUCAAGAAUUGACCAUUUUUUAGCUUUGAAAAACUCCAUUGUUGCUUUAGCAGUAUGUUUGGGAUCAUUGUCUUGCUGUAGAAUGAACAAGCCAGCCAAUGUGUUUUGAGGAAUUUGAACUUGGGCAGAUAGGGUGUGUCUAUACACUUCAGAAUUCAUUAUGCUACUACCAUCAGCAGUUGUAUCAUCAAUGAAGAUGUGAGCCAGUACCUUCAGCAGCCAUCCAUGCCCAGGCCAUAACAGAUGAGGUGGUAUGACAAUAGGUGCAGAAGUAGGCCAUUCGGCCCUUCGAGCCAGCACCGCACUUCAAUAUGAUCAUGGCUGAUCAUCCACAAUCGGUACCCCGUUCCUGCCCUCUUGCCAAUAUCGCCUGACUCUGCUAGCUAUAAGAGCUCAAUCAAACUAUCUUGAAAGCAUCCAGAGAAUUGGCCUCCACUGCCUUCUGAGGCAGAGAAUUCCACAGAUUCACAACUCUCUGGGUGAAAAAGUUUUUCCUCAUCUCUGUUCUAAAUGGCCUACCCCUAAUUCUUAAACUGAGGCGCCUGGUUCUGGAUUCCCCAAACAUCGGGAACAUGUUUCCUGCCUCUAGCGUGUCCAAUCCCUUGGUAAUCUUAUAUGUUUCAAUAAGAGCUCCUCUCAUCCUUCUAAAUUCCAGAGUAUACAAGCCCAGCUGCUCCAUUUUAUCAACAUAUGACAGUCCAGCCAUCCCGGGAAUUAACCUUGUGAACCUAUCCUGCACUCCCUCAAUAGCAAGAAUGUCCUUCCUCAAAUUUGGAGACCAAAACUGCACACAAUACUCCAGGUGUGGUCUCACUAGGGCCCUGUACAACUGCUCGUAUACUCAACUCCUUUUGUUAUGAAAGCCAAUAUGCCAUUAACUUUCUUCACUGCCUAUUGUACCUACAUGCUUAGUUUCAGUGACUGAUGAACAAGGACCCCUUUUCCUAACUUGACACCAUUCAGAUAAUAAUCUGCUUUUCUGUUUUUGCCACCAAAGUGGAUAAUGUCACAUUUAUCCACAUUAAACUUCAUCUGCCAUGCAUCUGUUCACUCCCUAACCUGUCCAAGUCACCCUGCAUUCUCACAGCAUCCUCCUCACGGUUCACACUGCCACCCAGCUUUGUGUCAUCAGCAAAUUUGCUAAUGUUACUUUUAAUCCGUUCAUCUAAAUCAUUAAUGUAUAUUGUAAAUAGCUGCGGACCCAGCACCGAGCCUUGCGGUACCCCACUAGUCACUGCCUGCCAUUCUGAAAGAGACCUGUAAAAUCCCUACUCUUUGUUUCCUGUCUGCCAACCAAUUUUCUAUCUAUGUCAGUAUCCUAUCCUCAAUAACAUGUGCUCUAAUUUUGCCCACUAAUCUCCUAUGUAGGACCUUGUCUAAUGCUUUCAGGUACACUACAUCCAUUGGCUCUCCCUUGUCCAUUUUCCUAGUUACAUCCUCAAAAAAUUCCAGAAGCUUUGGAUCUUGGGCAGUUCCUUCUCUCCUCCAUAAUUUUCUCUUGCCAUCACUCAGAUAUGUUAAUCUUCAUCUCAUCUGUCCACAAGGCAAACUGUAACCUGGC